AAGGACGAUUUGAUUAUUUCAAGUGAUGAAGUGGUCAGAUCAUAUACAUAGUUAAUUAGUCUUAGCGCCAGUUUGACCAAAAUAAUCCAUUUGCGUUCUCGAGUUGUACGCACGUGCAGAAAUGGGAAACAAUCACGGUGGCUUUCGUCUUCUCAGUAGUGCAGAUACUUCUUACAAUUUACGGCUAAAAUCUGUUGCAACCGGCUCAAAAGAAAAGAAAUUUGAGUAUAACAGUGACAAUAAUGAAACCAAAACGACAUGGGAAGUAUCAUACACAGGAGAAGAUGGGUUAACUUGUAAGCUAAUCUUAAUCAAAACCAUCGAAAGACGAUUUGAAAAAAAUCUUUGGGAGCAGUUAGAUAUCCAAAUCAAAGACCGUAUAAAUAAAGAUUUAAAUUCAUUUUACGAUAGAGCACAAACAACUGAAGCUGGUCUUCUGAACGUAAAAACUAAAACGAUCAUCUAUCCGAACCAUUUCACUUCCAAUAGCGUCAGUUUAGGUCAAGUAAUUUUCCUAACUAGUCUUCUCGUUCCAAGAAAGAGUACUAAUGGACGUGGUGAUGUUAUUACAGAAACGAGUGUUUUCGAGUAUGGGAGUGGAACUAGAAAGGGUCUAAUAGUUUGGGAGUGGAAGAAAAAGAGAGGGGAUGAACAACCUUUUAUGGGGACUGUGGCACAUUAUUAUAUCAAUAAUUUGGAUGGAGACGUUGGUCUCUCUGUGGUGGUGAAGAUCAGAGUGUCAAAUUAUGAUGGGCAUUUGGAAUUUGAAGUGGAAGGUCCUGUGCAACACCCUACUUCUGCAUUAUCUUACAUGUUUGAAGAAGCUUGUAGAACCAAAACUUGGAGGACUACAAUGUGUGCUCAUUGUGCUGCUAUUCAGAAGCAGCGACGUAACAGCAUGUUCUGGCAAUCUGAAAGUGAAGAUAGUGACAACUUUUCAAUGUCUAGACUUCAAAACCGCUGGCAAACCUCUUCAAGUGUUCUUGCUAAUGAAGGUGCUAUUAAGGGUAACAACAACGGCAACUUCAGCGUGGAAAAAUUUUUCUACGGUGGACGAUAAUUUAAUUAAGUGUACGUGUUAUGAUAUUUAGAGGAGUUAUAAAUGAUUGGCUGGGGCUGCAAAUCGCUUUAUCAAGUAAUGGCAAUUCAUGUUUUGUAGAAACAAGCGUCAAGAUGAAAACAAAGCUUAAGGCAAAACAAAGGUGUUAAUAUCAUUUCCCGACAAGAGAAUUUCAGUGAAAAUAAAGUGAAGGAAUCAAUCAUGGUUAGGUCUUGGAUGAGAAUUAGUGCUUAGAUAUAUGAUGGUUCUAUUUUUCAUUUAUAAAAGUUGGCUUUGUAAUUCCUUUGCUAUGCUUUUGUCUCCUCAAUAAACUUCAUGGUUU
Abrus precatorius (Indian licorice) is the source of this 1382-nucleotide messenger RNA. RefSeq lists its product as uncharacterized. The transcript is spliced from 3 exons. Bases 122 to 1060 code for a protein of 312 amino acids. NCBI's taxonomy places the organism in Eukaryota, Viridiplantae, Streptophyta, Magnoliopsida, Fabales, Fabaceae. The record is from RefSeq and is a predicted model, not a curated record.